Molecule: messenger RNA, 2733 nt
Organism: Pyrus x bretschneideri (Chinese white pear)
Lineage: Eukaryota; Viridiplantae; Streptophyta; Magnoliopsida; Rosales; Rosaceae
Product: probable cadmium/zinc-transporting ATPase HMA1, chloroplastic
Exons: 13
Coding region: 17-2509 (830 amino acids)
Biological process (GO): monoatomic cation transport
Cellular component (GO): membrane
Molecular function (GO): ATP binding; ATPase-coupled monoatomic cation transmembrane transporter activity; ATP hydrolysis activity
Source: RefSeq, a predicted model, not a curated record
CUCUACCAAAACCCAAAUGGAAUCCCUCCUCCCUUAUCCAUUCCCAAUUAAAGUGACUACCAACCACCACCACUCCCUCCUACUGAGUCAUCUCCCCACUACAACUCGACUCAACUCGCCCUCCCUUAAACCCAUCUUCCACCACCCCCUCCUCCGUCCUCCCAUCUUCCGCUUCAAAUCCCUCCCUCCUCUUCCCCCUCCUCGUCUCCGCAAUUCCAACACUCCCCGAUGCACCUCCGGUACAUGCGAUCACGAUCACGAUCAUGAUCACCACCACCACCAUAAUCACGACCACCACCACCACCAUCACCACGACUCUGCGGAGCUCACUGGAUCGCAGAAACAGUUCGUCCGCUUCGCCAAGGCCGUGCGAUGGACCGAUCUCGCCGACUUCCUCAGGGAACACUUGCAAUUGUGCUUCUGCUCCGCCGCUCUGCUUCUCGCCGCCGCCGCUUGCCCUUAUUUGAUGCCCAAGCUGGCCGCGAAGCCUAUGCAGAACGCCUUCAUACUCGUCGCUUUUCCUCUAGUGGGGGUCUCGGCGGCACUCGACGCCCUUACUGAUUUAAGUGGCGGGAAGGUGAACAUUCAUGUAUUGAUGGCUUUAGCAGCAUUUGCGUCUGUGUUUAUGGGGAAUGCAUUAGAAGGAGGGUUACUUUUGGCCAUGUUCAACCUUGCUCAUAUCGCUGAGGAGUAUUUCACAAGUCGGUCUAUGAUCGACGUCAAAGAGUUGAAGGAAAAUUAUCCGGAUUUCGCUCUUGUGCUGGAUAUCAAUGACGGACAACUUCCUAAUACAUCCGAGUUGGAGUACAAGCAGGUUCCUGUGCACGACUUACAAGUGGGGUCGUACAUUUUCGUCGGAGCUGGUGAGUCUGUGCCUGUAGAUUGUGAAGUUUUCCAAGGUACUGCCACCAUUACUAUCGAGCACUUGACUGGAGAGAUCAAACCGCUGGAGACAAAAGUUGGAGACAGGGUUCCUGGUGGUGCAAGGAACUUGGAUGGCAGGAUAAUAUUGAAGGCAACUAAAACUUGGAAAGAAUCAACCCUUAGUAGAAUUGUGCAAUUGACUGAAGAAGCACAAUUGAACAAACCAAAGCUUCAGAGGUGGUUGGAUCAAUUUGGAGAGCAAUACAGCAAGGUGGUGGUAGUUUUGUCAGCUGCCAUUGCUCUUCUUGGCCCAUUCCUAUUCAAGUGGCCAUUUAUUGGAACAUCAGCUUGCAGAGGAUCAGUUUAUAGAGCAUUGGGCCUCAUGGUGGCAGCUUCACCAUGUGCUUUGGCUGUAGCUCCAUUGGCAUAUGCUACUGCAAUUAGUUCCUGUGCGAAGAAGGGGAUAUUGCUGAAAGGUGGCCAUGUGCUAGAUGCUCUAGCUUCUUGUCACACUAUUGCAUUUGAUAAAACUGGAACCUUGACAACCGGGGGUUUGGCGUUCAAAGCAAUUGAACCAAUUUACGGGCAUCGGAUGAGAAAAAGUAUAUCAGAUUUUUCUUCCUGUUGUUUCCCCAGCUGUGAAAAGCAGGCUCUUGCUGUUGCCGCUGCAAUGGAGAAGGGUACCACUCACCCUAUUGGAAGAGCUGUGGUUGACCAUAGCGAAGGUAAAGACCUUCCUUCUGUUUCUAUUGAGAGUUUUGAGUAUUUUCCAGGCAGAGGUCUAAUUGCUACUCUCAAUGGCAUCGAGUUAGGAACUGAAGGGGGUCAACUGUUGAAAGCAUCUCUUGGUUCAGUAGAUUUCAUCACCUCACUUUGUAGAUCAAAAGAUGCAUCAGAAAAGAUCAAGGAGGCUGUUAGUGCAUCUUCGUAUGGAACAGAAUUUGUUCGUGCUGCUCUUUCCGUCAAUGAAAAGGUAACCUUGAUUCACCUUGAGGAUAGGCCUCGACCUGGGGUUUCGGAUGUCAUAGAAGAGUUACAAGAUCAAGCAAAGCUCCGUGUAAUGAUGUUGACUGGUGACCAUGAUUCAAGUGCUUGGAGAGUUGCAAAUUCUGUUGGUAUCAAUGAAGUUUAUUGCAGCCUGAAGCCUGAGGAUAAGCUCAGUCAUGUUAAGGAUGUCUCAAGGGAUACGGGUGGGGGUCUGAUAAUGGUCGGUGAGGGUAUAAAUGAUGCUCCAGCGCUAGCAGCAGCCACUGUAGGGAUUGUCCUUGCCCAACGUGCUAGUGCAACUGCCACAGCUGUUGCAGAUGUUCUGUUGCUGCGAGACAAUAUAUCUGCUGUACCAUUCUGUAUCGCCAAGUCUCGCCAAACAACUGCCUUGGUGAAGCAGAGUGUAGCCCUUGCGUUAUCCUGUAUAAUUUUGGCUUCUCUUCCAUCCGUAUUAGGAUUUCUUCCCCUCUGGUUAACGGUUCUAUUACACGAAGGUGGUACGCUUCUUGUUUGCCUCAAUUCCAUCCGCGCUCUAAACCACCCAACGUGGUCCUGGAGGCAGGAUUUAUUGCAUUUGGUGAACGAACUGAAAUCUAAACUCGUAUCACCGAGGACACUUAAAUCCAGCGGAAACACCAUCCAAGCUGCAGCUGAGUAACUUAAGACACCUUUUCCCCUUGUAACUCGUUGGUUAAACCGUCAAAAUCUUCUGUAAGUAUCAUUUGGUCAAGAGUCCGUUAUUUAACCUGUAAAAAAUCUGGAUUUUCAGUCCGAAGUUCGUUGAGCAUCACAAUUUCUUCUGUAAAACUUGCAACAAUGGAGUUCGUAUGUAUAAUUCAAACCCUAGGAAGCAAUAAAAUAGCCCUUUAAUUUACAGAAAAA